AUGACCCCCUUGGGUGAAGUGACCUGGGGUACGAGUGUUGACGUCACCUGUUCCAUAUCGACUCAGCAUGUAGGAGGAACCUUCACUCUUCAGAAGACCUCCGGCUCAUUUACAAAGACCCAGUCCUCCAGUUCCAAAUCUGCUACCUUCAACAUCCAGAGAGUCAACUUCGAUCAUGAGGGAUUCUACCAGUGUCAAUAUCACACCACAGUUUCAACUCAAGCCUUCAGCUCCCCUCAGAGUGACUCUGUCAGAGUCACAGUCAGUGUGCCGCUACAGCAGCCCAACAUCUCUGUGACGUCUCCUAAUGGAGGCCUGUUCUGGGGUCCUGGAGGGGCAGAGGUCACCAGAGGUUCCGACUUCGUCAUCACCUGUUGCAUUGGGUCGGGUUACCCAGGAGGACAUUUCAAUCUCAUCUUCUCUGACUCCAACAUCACCAACGUCACGCCUGCGGUCAACAACUCCGCCUCCUUUCACUUCCCUGUGGCGGAGUACGAACACCAGGGAAACUACAGCUGUGUGUACGAAGUGUCUCUGUCCCAACAGACAUUCAGCUCCACCAGGACCACCACACUGACGAUCACCGUUAAAUUGCAUCUGUUCUUGCUGGUCCUUCCAGUAUCAGGGGGUCUACUGCUGCUCCUGCUGGUCUUGGUGGUGGUCUGUCUGGUCCAUGGGAGACGACGACGGGCCAAUCAGCUUCAAACCCUCAGUCAAACUCAAAGUCUGUGCUCACCAGAACAUACUAUGUACAAGUUCAGGAUUGUUCUCAAAUAUCGAGUUGAGGACUGA
Messenger RNA from Sphaeramia orbicularis (orbiculate cardinalfish), 792 nucleotides. RefSeq lists its product as uncharacterized. Bases 1 to 792 code for a protein of 263 amino acids. NCBI's taxonomy places the organism in Eukaryota, Metazoa, Chordata, Actinopteri, Kurtiformes, Apogonidae. The record is from RefSeq and is a predicted model, not a curated record. The transcript is spliced from 4 exons. Gene Ontology annotation, biological process: immune response-regulating signaling pathway.